AUGCGGGAUCACCCGAAAGCGAACACGGAACAGACCGGGGUCACAGGAACGCAGAACACGGGAAAAAGACCGGGGUCACAGGAACACAGAACACGGGAACAGCACGGGCACAGGACCAGAAAACCCGGGGAAAAGACAGGAUCACAGGAAAAACAGACACGGGAAAAAGACACGGACACAGGGAAAACGAACACGGAACAGACAGGGAUACAGGAACCCAAAAACCGGGGAAAAGACACGGGGUCCGGAACACAGAACACGGGACAGACCGGGAUCACAGGAAAACAGAACACGGAACAGACAGGGAUCACAGGGGAAGACACGGGAACAGACCGGGGUCACUGGAACCAGAACACGUCACAACACGGGAUCCAGAACCAGAACACGGGAACAGACCGGGAUCACAGGAACACGAAACCCGGGGGCAGAACGGGAUCACAGGGAAACAGAAAACGGGAAAAAGACACGGGGUCACGGAACCAGAACACGGGGAACAGACACGGGAUCACAGGAACCAGAACACGGGAACGACCGGAUCACAGGACCCCGAAAACCCGGGGAAAAGACACGGGGUCACAGGAAAACAGAACACGGGAACAGAACGGAUCACAGGAAACACAGAACCGGGAACAGACCGGAUCACAGGGAACCCCGAACACGGGGAAAAGACCGGGGUCAUUGGAACCAAAAACACUCAACAGACACGGGGUCACAGGAAAAAGAACACGGAACGACCGGGCACAGAAAACGAACACGGAACAGACACGGGGUCACAGGAAAACAGAACCGGGAAAAACACGGAUCAAGGAACACAGAACACGGGAAAAAGACACGGGGUCAUUGAACACAGAACACGUCAACGACCGGGAUCACGGAAAAAAGAACACGGGAACAGACACGGGAUCACAGGAAAACCCGAACCGGGGCGACACGGGUCACAGGAAAACCCGAACACGGAAAAGACCGGGGUCACAGGAACACGAAAACGGGGAAAAACACGGGAUCACGGGAAACAAACACGGGGAAAAGACACGGGAUCAUUGGGAAACCCGAACCUCAACAACACGGGAUCACAGGAAACAGAACACGGGAACAGAAAACGGGAUACAGAAAACCCGAACCGGGAACAGACACGGGAUCACAGGGAACACAAACACGGGGAAAGACACGGGGUCACAGGAACCCGAACACGGGAACAGACCGGUACAGGAAACACAAAAAACGGGAUCACAGGAACAAGAACACUCAACAGACCGGGGUCUCGGAAAACAGAACACGGGAACAGCACGGGAUCACAGGAAAACAGAACACGGAACAACACGGGAUCACAGGGAAAACAGAAAACCGGGGAAAAACCGGAUCACAGGAAACAGAAAACCCGGGGAACAGACACGGGAUACGGAACACAGAACACGGACAGACCGGGUCACAGGAAAACAGAACACGGGGAAAAGACACGGGAUCACAGGAACACAAACACGGGAACAGACCGGGAUCACAGAACCGAUCCUCUUCAUUUUGUCAGAUUUAAACCCGAAAGACCCCAAAACGGAAAAGGGGGUAAAAACUAGAAACCCAGUUUUGCCUCUCCGACUCGAAGUUUACCCAGAAAUUGAAAACAGGACCAAAAAUAGGUUUGGGGGACCACUUACCCGUAAUAGUAAGAAAGGAACGGUCCAAGGAAAGAACACGGAACGCAGGGAUCCGGGAAACAACGGGAAAAACCGGGAACGGGAACGACCCCGGGAAGACACGGGGGCACAAAGGCAGAACCCGGGAGCAAGGGGCCCUUCCCUUACAAAGGGGAUAUAG
Molecule: messenger RNA, 1812 nt
Organism: Penaeus monodon (black tiger shrimp)
Lineage: Eukaryota; Metazoa; Arthropoda; Malacostraca; Decapoda; Penaeidae
Product: filaggrin-like
Exons: 4
Coding region: 1-1812 (603 amino acids)
Source: RefSeq, a predicted model, not a curated record